UCACGUUUAUCGCCGAAUGUCCAUCGCAGCUGCUUGUCGGUCGUAAUCACCAAACGCGGUUCGACCGGAACAAUUCGAGAGAUGAUCGUACGCGUGAAAUCGGUCCCCAGCCGCGUUGUCCGUAUUAUCCGUUACCCUUCGGUCGUCAGUGACAUACGUAACGGGGGUGCUUAACGUUCGAACUCCGUGACGUGUACCCCCGCGAAAGGUUUGGUUGAUAGAGUUACAAGUAUCGUUGCUGAUGGUUUUCCGCGGCACGUAAACGAGUACCUCGUAUAAAUUGAUCAGUAUGAAGAAAAACAUCCUGAAGAGCAGCGUCGAGAACGCUUCGCUCAACAUACUAUUGCAGAUCGCCAUCCGUUGCCUGACGUUCGUCAUCAACGCGUUCGUGUUACGGCACGUCUCGCAAAACGAAAUCGGAAUCACCAACGUCCGUCUGCUGUUACUCGAGUCGACGAUUUUAUUCCUGAGCAGAGAAGCGUUUCGACGGGCUUGUUUAACGGACACGCUGCAUCACAAUUGGCUCAAAGUCAUCAAUCUCAUCUGGCUCUCAGUUCCAAUAUGUGCUGUCAUUUGUACAGUAUGUGGUUAUAUUUGGUUACGAUUACUAAGCCAACCCGAUGUUUCUGUAACCGUUUACUAUGAAUUCGGUGUAUGGUCCAUUCUUAUUAGUUGCAUCAUCGAACUAUGUUGCGAGCAGUUGUAUAUAGUGUCACAGGCAUUUCUAUUUGUUAAACUACAGGUUGUGUUGGAAAUAAUAAACAUUGUCGUUCGCACAUUAGUUUAUACUUCAAUGGUAUUGUACUCGGACGGUCAAAAUGCUGUUUUGGCAUUUUCAUUUGCACAACUUGCAUCAGUCAUAGCAUACACAGUAUCAUUUUACAUAUAUUUUUGGUACUAUACUAAACAAAAGAAUAAAGAUUUUCCAUUCAAAACUAUGUGGGAGUUUUUUCCAAACUUCAGUGGAAAAAAAUGGUCAGAGUGUGUGGAUUUCCCUCUUUUUUUGUUAUUGUGGAGCUUUUUGAAACAAGGAUUUAUGAAACAACUGCUAACUGAUGGCGAGCGUUAUGUAAUGACAUUGUUCAAUACAUUGCAAUUCGACCAACAAGGGGUGUAUGAUGUGGUUAACAAUCUUGGAUCAUUAGCUGCUAGGUUUUUGUUUAAGCCUGUAGAAACUUCUGCAUACUUUUAUUUCAGUCAACUUGUCCAAAGAGAAGUUUCUAUUAAAAAGCAAAUUCAACAGGACUCUAAUCGUAUAAAAGAAGCAGCUAGUGUUCUGGAAUGCUUGUUACGUGUUAACAGUUCUAUUGGUCUAACUGUUUUAUCUUUCGGACAAGCAUAUGCUAAGUUGGCAUUAUUUUUAUAUGGAGGAUCAGCAUUAGCUACUGGAAUCGGACCAGUAUUAUUACAAUUGCAUUGUUUAGCCAUUCUGUUUUUAGCCGUUAACGGAAUUACUGAAUGUUAUGCUGCUGCUACCAUGAAUGUCACUGAAUUAAACAAAUACAAUAUGGAAAUGGUUGUAUUAUCUGUGAUAUUUUUAUUUAUAUCUUUGUUGUUUUCAACACUAUUAGGCGCUAUUGGAUUUAUUUUGGCAAACUGUUGUAAUUUCAUUUUUAGAAUUUUCCAGUGUGGUCAGUAUAUUUUGUUGGAAUAUAAAGAUACUAAUUACAGUCCAUUGAAAGGAUUAUUGCCAAAGAAAUCAUUUAUCUGUUGUUUAAUUUUAUCAAUUACUGGUACAAUGUAUUCUGAGGCAAUUGGAUACCAACAGAUUUGAUGGCCAAACGUUUUUUUGUUUUCUAAUAAAAUUGAUAUUAUGAGACAAAACAAUAAAAAUUUUUGAGAAAAGUUGGGGUCACUUUUAUUGAAUCUUUAAGAAUAUAAAAAAAAGUAAUUAGAUUUAAAUAUUAACUCAAUAUUUUUAUUACUUUAAA
Sipha flava (yellow sugarcane aphid) is the source of this 1931-nucleotide messenger RNA. RefSeq names its product protein RFT1 homolog. The record is from RefSeq and is a predicted model, not a curated record. The coding region runs from base 290 to 1774 and encodes 494 amino acids. Gene Ontology annotation, biological process: dolichol-linked oligosaccharide biosynthetic process; glycolipid translocation. Gene Ontology annotation, cellular component: endoplasmic reticulum membrane. NCBI's taxonomy places the organism in Eukaryota, Metazoa, Arthropoda, Insecta, Hemiptera, Aphididae. The transcript has 9 exons.